UUUUCAUUUUUCUUGUUUCUUGUUAGAAUUAUUGUGUAUUGGACGCGGAUUAAGAUGGAAGGCUCAGCUCAGCCAUGUCUGGUACUCAAGUUAUUAUCCAACAAGGUUGGAAGCUUACUGUGUUUUUGGAAUGCACCGAAAAAGUACAGGAGAUUGGAUACUAAACUUGAAACUAAAAUGGUGGAGCUUAAGAGAAGUUCAUCAGGGCAAAGCAAAUUCAGGUCAAUCAAUAGCAUAAUCUUGAAAUUUCCUCAUUUUAAAGAGGGGUUGAAGGAGAUUAAAGGCGUCUUUGAACAGUUCGAUGAAGAUUCGAAUGGGACUAUUGACCGGGAUGAACUAAAGAAAUGUGUAAAGAAGCUGCAUUUUCAUGUUAAAGAUGAGGAAGUUAAUGAUCUUUUCGACUCCUGUGAUGUGGAUGAAAAGGAAGGGAUUCAAUUCAAUGAGUUCAUUGUUCUUCUGUGUCUUCUUUAUCUAUUAAUAGAUUCAUCGUCCUCCUCUGAAAAUACCUCGAAGAUCGGUUCACCAGAGCUAGAAGCAACAUUCAACACAAUAGUUGAGGCAUUCUUGUUUCUUGACAAAAAUGGUGACGGGAAACUGCACAAGAAAGAUGUCCUCAAGGCAUUAAACGAUGAAUGUCCUUGCGAGAAAUCCCCUUCUCAUGUCACUCGUACUCGAUUUAGAGAAAUGGACUGGAACAGGAGUGGCAAGGUCAGUUUCAGGCAGUUUCUUUUCGCGUUUCUUGAUUGGGUUGGUAUAGACACAGACGAUGAGAAUCACACGACUAAAAGGGAGACUAAGUGCAGCAACAACACCUCAACCAAACUAGUGGAUUCGGCUGUAUGAAUCCUCACUAACCAUGUCACUCCGUUAAAUGAAGUAAGGUCAGACUAGUAUUUGUACAUAUAAAGUAGCUCUCUGCUCUGUAUAAACUUUCAUAUUUAAGGUAUAUUCUGCUAUUGUAUCGAAAAAAACUCAUCAAUUUCAUAAAAAUCUGCAUAUCUGAUGCUUCCAUUACCACGAUGCUAUCAAAGCCGUCCACACUAAA
Messenger RNA from Solanum tuberosum (potato), 1045 nucleotides. RefSeq names its product probable calcium-binding protein CML22. The transcript is spliced from 5 exons. Gene Ontology annotation, molecular function: calcium ion binding. Bases 55 to 843 code for a protein of 262 amino acids. NCBI's taxonomy places the organism in Eukaryota, Viridiplantae, Streptophyta, Magnoliopsida, Solanales, Solanaceae. The record is from RefSeq and is a predicted model, not a curated record.